This is a messenger RNA of Saccharomycopsis crataegensis, 1227 nucleotides long. RefSeq lists its product as uncharacterized. The record is from RefSeq and is a predicted model, not a curated record. The coding region runs from base 1 to 1227 and encodes 408 amino acids. The transcript has a single exon. Lineage: Eukaryota; Fungi; Ascomycota; Saccharomycetes; Ascoideales; Saccharomycopsidaceae. Gene Ontology annotation, molecular function: 2-oxoglutarate-dependent dioxygenase activity.
AUGCUUAAUGAUAAAUGCCUUGAUCCCAAUACUACAGCCCGAGUAGAUAAGGAACAUUGCGUCCGUUUAUUUACGGAGGCCCCAGAAACAAAAGAAGACAUUCCUUUUAUGGAUCUUGAAGCUAUUGACCUAUCUAGAUUUGUGUAUGGCUCUGAAGGUCUAGCAGAACGUCAGAAUCUCGCAAAACAGCUCGAAGGUGCUUUGACUGCGCAUGGGUUUUUCAAAUUGGUUGGUCAUGGAGUUGCAAAAGAGGAACUUGACAGGAUGAAAUCAAUCGGUCAAGGAAUUUUCGAAUUGGAUGAAUCCAUCAAAAAAAAGUUUCUUGCUGGUGAGCAUAAUAUCCCUGAGGAAAAGGAUAAGGAAUUAGGAAUAAUUAGAGGAAGUGGAUUCAAACCAAAAGGAUACUGGGAAUACUUGAAUGGUAAGCAUGACGUUGUAGAAUUUUUCAACGUUCGUCACUUUAACCAUGAUGAUUAUUUUUUCAACAAGAUAAAGUAUCCUGAAUUUGUGAAGUAUCAUCUCAAUGAAAUAUCUUCCUAUUUUAAAUAUCUACAUUUCCAAGUAUUGCGCAAACUUUUGAAUCUUAUUGAUAUCAUUUUAGAAAUUCCCGAGGGUUAUCUUUGGGAAAAUCAUUUCAAAGUUUAUGAAAAUGACUUGAUAAGAUCUGGUGGUGGAGUUGGAAGAUUUUUAAUGUAUCACGAGCUGGAUAAAGACUACAAAGAAAAAACCCACGGAACUUGGAUGAGAGGCCAUAGUGACGCCACUGCUUUAACAUUUAUCAUUUCUCAACCAAUCGCUUCCUUGCAAAUCAGAGACCAUAACACAGGCGAAUGGAAAUAUGUGUCCCAUACAAAUGAUUCGCUUGUAGUGAACAUUGGCGAUGCUUUUAAAUUUUUAAGUGGAUCAUAUUUCAAAUCUUCACUUCAUCGUGUUGUAACCCCUCCUGAUGAUCAAGCAAAGUAUAAAAGGAAUACUGUUAUUUAUUUUUGCAAUCCAUCGUUAACCACUGUCCUUGAUCCUUGGGCCAUUGAUUCACCAAAAUUAAAAAGAUUGGGGUAUGUCGAAGCUUUUGAGGGUGAGAGAUUAACAUUUGGUCAAUGGGAUGAAGCAAAGGGGUCAUUUUUCAAUAAAAAACAUAUAAGAACUUCAAAAGAAGUUAAUAUUUUGGGAAGAUCAACUUUAAUGAGCUAUAUUGAGGAGGUCCCUAAAGAAAUGGUAAACACUUGA